Messenger RNA from Pezoporus occidentalis (night parrot), 5515 nucleotides. It is a transcript of the gene LY75, whose product is annotated as lymphocyte antigen 75. Gene Ontology annotation, molecular function: signaling receptor activity. The coding region runs from base 54 to 3110 and encodes 1018 amino acids. The transcript has 22 exons. Lineage: Eukaryota; Metazoa; Chordata; Aves; Psittaciformes; Psittacidae. The record is from RefSeq and is a predicted model, not a curated record.
UUUAAGAUUUUAUCUUGCUUAUUUACAGCAAUGACAGAUGGGUAUGGAUUGGAAUGAAUAAGAGGAGUCCAGAUUCUCUGGGAACCUGGCAAUGGAGUGAUGAUAAACCUGUAACUAGUGUUGUUAUGCCACUUGAUUAUCUGGAAGAUGAAUAUGAUACAAGAGACUGUGCUGCAUUAAAGACUUCUCAGUUUUCACGGAGAUCAUUUUGGAGAUUUUAUUUCCACGAAGGCAGAGACCUGGAAUUUUACUUUAAGCCUUUUGAUUGUGAAGCUAAACUUGAAUGGGUCUGUCAGAUAACAAAAGGUAGCACUCCAACAACACCUGAGUGGUAUAUACCAGAUGAAAUUGGAAUUCAUGGAGCACCACUUGUUGUUGAUGGAGCAGAGCUGUGGUUUGUACCAGAUAAAAACCUGAGCUUCCAGGAAGCUAUUUUCUACUGUCAAAAAAAUGAUAGUGAUUUAGCCUCUGUGGAGUCUUACCCCAAACUCAGGGCAAUACUAUCUCAAAUAGAAAAGUUAUCAAACAGCGAACAGAAGUGGUGGCUGAAGUUUAUUGAUUAUGGCUACAGUUAUCAUUCACCUUUACAGUUAUUUUCACGCUUCCAUGAUCGAUUCCUGAGAGAUUGCUGGUAUGUUUCUAGAAAAAACUGGUAUAGAGACUACCCAGUUAACUGUAAUGUGAAACUGCCCUUCAUCUGUGAAAAAAAUAAUGCCUCCUUACUAGAGAAACACGAUCCCAGUUACCGCCCAGUCAGAGGAGGUUGCCCUAAAGGUUGGCAUCAGUUCCGGAAUAAGUGUUUUCUAAAGAUGAAACCUGAAUAUUUAACAUUUAAUGCAGCUAAUGAAAAGUGUGUAACUUUUGGAGGCUCUCUGCCAUCUAUCUCAAAUCAAGCUGAGCAAGAUUAUAUAACGUCUUUGCUUCCUGGUAUGCCAAAAGAUAUUUGGAUUGGUUUGCAGUUUCUGUUCAGCACAAGGGAAAACAAAUGGAUAGAUGAGAGUAGACUGUUGUAUAGUAACUUUCACCCACUCCUGACAGGAAGAUUAAGGAAAAUUCCACUGGAUCUUUUUGAUGAAGAAUUUAACAAUCAGUGUGGUGUAAUCCUCAAUGAUCCUAAAUCACAGUAUGUUGGAACAUGGAAUUUCACUGCUUGUGCUGACAGGCAUUUCUUGGGUAUAUGCCAAAGGCCUAUAGGAGCUGCUGAUAACCAGACAGAGCAAGUCCUUAAUGAAACAUUGAGCUAUCAAAAUGUUCAAUACUUCAUAAUUCUGAAGAAUUUGUCCUGGAGCGAUGCAAUGACUGCAUGUGUAAAUAACCAGAUGCAGCUGGUUAGCAUCACAGAUCAGUUCCAGCAGGCUUUUCUUGCUGUUCAGGCUGCCCUUCGUAAUUACCCACUGUGGAUUGGACUCUUCAGCAGAGAUGGUGGAAGACAUUAUGGCUGGCUGGAUGGGAAACAAGUUAGUUUUAGUCGCUGGUCUGAAGAUGAUGAAGAAACAAGUGAAGAAUGUGUGGUUUUGGAUACUGAUGGCUUCUGGAAAACUUCUGACUGUUCCUCUGAAAAUCGAGGUGCUAUUUGCUAUGCAUCAGAAAAGAAGAUUGAAAAAGAACAAGCUACACAAGUUAAGUGCCCACAUAAGAUUAAGAAUACACCCUGGAUAUCAUUUAGAAACAAUUGUUACACUUUCAUGAUAACGAAAAAUAGAUGGAGAGAAAUGAAAUCUCAAGAAGCUCAUCAUUUAUGCAAGAAAAUGAACUCUGAAGCAUUUGUUCUGAGUGUUCGAGAUGAAGAAGAGAAUAACUUCGUUACUGAGCAGCUUCAUUCAUUCAGUGGUCUGGCUACAUGGGUCUGGCUGGGUGUGAUUUAUGAUGAUAGUGAUAAAGUUCUCAAAUGGUAUGAUGAAACUUAUCUGACUUACAAUAACUGGAGACUGGGAAGACCUAACAUAAAGAAGAACAGUUUUUUUGCUGGUGUAAAUCUUGAUGGCUUUUGGGAUAUUUAUAAUUACUCUCAAAGCUGGCAUGCUCAUCACUAUAAUGUAUACAGUAUUCUCGCCUGUAAAAUUGAAAGCGGACCCCAACAGCACAAGCCUCCAUUGCCCGAGUCUGUUCCACAUGGAAACAGAACAUACAGAAUCCUUCAGAAAAAGUUAACAUGGUAUGAAGCAUUGAGAGAAUGCAAACAAAAUGGGAGUGAUUUAGUAAGCGUACACAGUGAAUCACAGCAGUUAUUUCUAGAAGAUAUUGUCAAGCAGGAUGGCUAUCCUCUGUGGCUUGGGUUGUCGAUUCAUGAUGGAAGUAAAGCUAAUUUUGAAUGGUCAGAUGGGAGCGACUUUGACUACUAUCCUUGGGAAUUAGAAAACUCAAAUACUACUGAGAACUGUGUUUUGUUGGAUACUAGAGGAUUUUGGAACCGUACAAAAUGUACAAAUGUUGCUGAAGGUGCCAUUUGCUAUAGCCCUCCAAACAAAAGACAAUUACAGCCAAAGCCAGUGAGCAAAGCCCCAGGAUGCCCGCAGCUUAGCAGUACCCUACAAUGGAUGCAACACAAGUAUCAUUGUUACGCAUUUGACAUGGCAUUCUACAAUUUUUCAGUAUAUAAUGUGGAAGAUGCUAAGAAAGUCUGCCAGAAACUGAAUCCUUCAGCAACUCUUCUGACUAUAGUGGAUGCUGAAGAAAAUGCAUUUGUGAGCGCACACAUAAAGGAAAAUGAUCUCAUCACCAAGAACGUAUGGCUUGGCCUAGCUCAAAGCUCUAAGGAUCAGUCCCUGAACUGGGUUGAUGGCUCAUCAGUUAAUUAUGUCAACUGGGAAAAUAAAACUGCAGCAGUCAAUGAAAACUGCAGCGUUAUCCUGUCCACAACUGGCACGUGGUCCAAAGUUGACUGCAGUCGUAGUCAAAGCAGAGUGGUUUGUAAAGCUCCUUUAGGUUCUAAUCAUACCGGCGUGGCUGUAGCAUUUGCCCUGCUAAUUAUCUUAGUCUUCAUGGUCGGAUUAAUCUGGUAUCUCUAUAGAAAGAAGCGUUUUCACUGGAGUGCCUUCUCUUCAGUACGCUAUCAAAGAGGGGUGAAUGAUGAUGAAACUGAGGAUGUGUUCACUAAAGAUAGUUAUUGAGAAACUGUUCCUUCUGGGCAAUUUUGCAUGAACUUCACUGUGUGAAGCCGUAAGGAAGGAGCUACUUGAUGGUUUAUUACUUCUUUUUGGAAAAGUAAUAAGAAGGUUAUUAAUAGGUGGUAAAUUUUGUUCUUUUAUACAAGUGCAAUUUUUAUUCAAGUCCAUGGUAAUUACAUGUGGCCUCAGCCAUUUAGGUGCAAGGUUUCUAGAGUUCGAUGAUAUUUUUUAAUUUACAGUGUUCUCUCUCUUUACUGGAGAGAGUGGAAUAAUGCCAACAGUAGUUCAUGCAACAUCACGUUAAUGAAUACACUUAAAAUUGGUACAUGAAUUCUGUAACUUUGUACAAUUAUCCAUCAAUAACUUCAUGCCAAACGAUGCACCAUUUUGAUAUGCCAUAAGGGUUUUGCUGCUAGCAUUGGAUUAUGCUGUAGAAGCAGCUUUUGUAAUUAACAGUUAUAAAUUUUGAUAUAACGGGAGCAGGGAGUUAUCAGACAACCGAGUAUUUUUUCCCAACCAACUAGAAUUUAAAUAUUCUUGUUAUAGUGGAGGAAGAUCAUGCUGCGAUUUCCCCCCCACAAAAAAAAAAAAAAAAAAAUCAUAGUGGUGAGAGAAGAAUUUUCCUUAGAAUGUACAUUUUGUAUGAAGAGUUAGGAGGAAAACCUUGAGCUAAAGCUAUGCCAUCUAGGAAUAAAUUAGAGUAUUUAAAAGCUGAGACUGUGUUGAGCUGGCACAUCACUGCUCUUAUCCCCUGAAAGUGGUAGUGGGGCUAACAAAAAUACCCACUAAGGGCUUACUGCAAACACAAGCACAACUUGAGAUACAAUAAAAGCCUUAGCCCCAUAAAAAAGAAAGGCAUAAAUGUUUUAUCCUGUGACAUAAAUGAUUUUCAAGUAAUUGGCUCAAUUUCUUUUCACAGCUCCUUUCACGAAGUUUUGGAAGCACAAAUAGUAGGAAUGUUUACAGUGAGAAGUCAGUAUCUAGACCUAAGUAUUAAUUAAUUAAAGGUUAAAAAGCCUGCACUCGUAGUAGUACUUAGAGGAGGAGAUACCACAUUCUAUUGUACAUCUUAACCGACUCUGAAAUUAGACUAAAGUGAUUUUCUUGUAGAUCAAAACACAAAAGACCUGCUCUAUAUUAUGAUCCACUGCACUGUGACACCCAGGGACCAGAGUGUCAUGACAGUGUUCCUAGUUCUGUAAUGAGAUUCUCACAACAUUUACUUCCCCUAAUACUUCCUUAUUUUUACUAGGAUUAAAUACCUAACUAACUUGAUUGGGGAAAUAUGUCAUCUGUCUAGGAAACAUGAUAUACGUAGGGAAAGAGCCAGAAAGAACGUAUGGUAAAUAAACUUGUGCACAUAAAUGCUAAAAAUACUUGAGUAUUUUACCUAAAAUUUUAACUUUAUUUUUGUAUGUGAUGUAUGUGUCACUGUGGCCUUUUCUAUGUACUCCAAAGAAAGCUAUGAAGGGAAAAAGGGAAAACAAAAUUGCAUAUAUUAAUUACUCUAAUGAUUUAAUAUUUUGAAAAAGUCUUCACACUUUAAAUGCAUGAAUCAAAGAACAAACACUUUUAUGAAGGCGGAUGUGUAAAAGGCCACAUCCAUUCCCCAUGUAAUGGUGGUAUGAUACAGGAAAUGGGAAUUCAUUUGGUCUGAUGUGCUGAGAAAAGUACUACUGAUUUCUCUGAAGCAAUGACACAAGGUCGUGAUGUUCCAGCUGCCUUUCCCUCCCUGCAGUUUACUUAACUUGAGAGCACUUUUCUUUGUUCCUGUUUGCACUAUUUUGAUAAGCAAGUGUUCAUAAAUUGUAUUGAGAAAUAGAGAACGUUUUGUAGAUACCAUGUUAGAGUCUGUCAGAACAGCAGCCUGAAGGGGCACAGAAAAGGAGCCAAUGUUUGCGUUCGCUGAACAGAGAAGUAAGCACUUUUAUUGUCUAUUUGGUACUUUGGGCACAAUUGUGAACCUUUUCUUUCUUUCUUGAUGUAACUUGUAGAAAAAGUAGCCAUUAUGCUAGUUACUGUGUAAUGAAAAUAACGCUCACCCCCUUCUUAAACUUACCCUGGUAUGAGAAGUGUUUGAAACGCAAAAAAGCCUGGUUCCUGUCAUCCUCAGGUUGAGCUUAUAUACCUAAGUGCUUUGCCAAAUGACUUCUAACGUAAUGGAUUAAAAAAGUGUUGGUUAUUGUCCUUUUCUAACAGUAAUAAGUGUGAAAAAUUAUUUACAGACUCUCAUGUUUUCAAAUUUACUAGUUUUAUAGAUGUUUAUACUUUGAGCAUUUUUAGGUGUGAAUCAAAUGGAAAAUGGACAUUAGUAAAUUCUUAAUUCUCCAACAUACACAGAUGUAUACUUUUUAUUAAAAAAUGUAUAUUUUAUUCUUAUGAACAAUGUAAAUAUUUUGUAAGGCCUC